Molecule: messenger RNA, 480 nt
Organism: Biomphalaria glabrata
Lineage: Eukaryota; Metazoa; Mollusca; Gastropoda; Planorbidae
Product: transcription factor IIIB 50 kDa subunit-like
Exons: 2
Coding region: 1-480 (159 amino acids)
Source: RefSeq, a predicted model, not a curated record
AUGAGUAGCACUGAUACAAUCUGGAUGAAGGAAACAGCUGAUACAAUCUGGAUGAAGGAAACAGCUGAUACAAUGUGGAUGAAGGAAACAGCUGAUACAAUCUGGAUGAAGGAAACAGCUGAUACAAUCUGGAUGAAGGAAACAGCUGAUACAAUGUGGAUAAAGGAAAAAGCCAGAGUUUUUGGGAGCUUAGAUGACACAACAGUAUGGGUGACACAGGGGAGCUUAGAUGACACAACAUUAUGGGUGACACAGGGGAGCUUAGAUGACACAACAUUAUGGGUGACACAGGGGAGCUUAGAUGACACAACAGUUUGGGUGACACAGGGGAGCUUAGAUGACACAACAGUUUGGGUGACACAGGGGAGCUUGGAUGACACAACAUUAUGGGUGACACAGGGGAGCUUGGAUGACACAACAGUAUGGGUGACACAGGGGAGCUUAGAUGACACAACAGUAUGGGUGACACAGGGAGCUUAG